Messenger RNA from Oryza brachyantha (malo sina), 2908 nucleotides. Its product is annotated as protein ALTERED PHOSPHATE STARVATION RESPONSE 1-like. NCBI's taxonomy places the organism in Eukaryota, Viridiplantae, Streptophyta, Magnoliopsida, Poales, Poaceae. The transcript is spliced from 4 exons. Bases 170 to 2587 code for a protein of 805 amino acids. The record is from RefSeq and is a predicted model, not a curated record.
AGCACCCAUCAGCCCCCGCCGCUUCUCACCCAUCCCUCCCUCCCCCCAACUCCUCGCCAAACCGACCAGCGCCGCCGCCGCAUCGAGUCCAUCAAAACCCCCUUCGGAGAAUCCCAGCAACGCUCUAGGAAAGGAUCGCGAGAGUUCCUCCUCUCCAUCGGCCGCUUGGAUGGGGUGCGGGCAGUCCAAGAUCGACCAGGAGGAGGCGGUGAGCCGGUGCCGGGACCGGAAGAAGCUGAUGGCCGACGCCGUCCAGGCGCGCAACGCCUUCGCCGCUGCCCACUCCGCCUACACCGUUCUCCUCAAGAGCACCGGCGGCGCGCUCUCCGACUUCGCCCAGGGCGAGGCGCCCGACCUGGUGGGCUCGCAUCACUCCCCCCACCUCGUCGCGGCCCCCGCCCAGGCGGCCGCCUCCGUCUCCGCGCCUCCUCCGCCGUCCACCGCCCCCGUCCUCAUUGCGCCCUCCCCGCCGCCCCCGCCCUUCCUCGACUUCCCCCACGCCAGCCUCCAGCGCUCCUCAUCUACUCCCAACAUACCCAUGCCCGACCCUAAGGCCGCCACCAAGACCCGACUCGCCGCCGGCGCUUCCAUCCGGGAAGAGGAGGAGGAGGAUGAGGAUGAGGAUGCUGAGAGCCAUAUCAGGACGGAGAGCGAAGAUGAUGACGACGACGACGAGGACGACGAUAGCGACGAUGACCAUCACGAGCACGACGAUGUCAGCGUGGAAGAAAUGGUACACGGGCAGCCGCAGAGACGGGCUAUGAUGGGCAGCGUUGGGUCUUCCCCAGUAACCCCGCCACCCCCACCACGGCCGAAUCCAUCCCCGCCGACGCCGGCAUCCAUGGCAACGACACCACCCCCAAUGCCUGAGCCACCGAUGGCUACUACCUGGGAUUACUUCUUCGGUGCAACCACCACGCCGCCGCCCACCCUGGAGCAACCUGCCGAGGAGACUUGGAUGGACAAGCGGGAGAAGGAGUCAGUGACAGAUACAAAGGCGCCCGUUCUGAAACCAGUUGUUAAUGGUUCAGCUGCUGCUCCUACGCGUGGUGCCGAGGAGCAGCCACCACAGACAGCAUUGGAGAAGGAAAAGGCCAUUGAGCAGCUUGCAGCAAACCUUCCUCCGUCGAAGCCACUUAUUAGGAAGCCACCCAAGGCGGCACCUGGUCCUCCUCCAGCAGAAGUUCGCUACCAGCAUGCCACAUCUAUGGGUGUGGUUGAAACUCGGAAAGUGAAGACGUUGUCAGGUACUGCCAGCUUGCUGCAAAUUGUUGCUCAGCUUGACGAUUCUUUCCUCAAGGCUUCAGAGAGUGCACAUGACGUGUCAAAGAAGCUUGAGGCUACCCGAAUGCAUUACCAUUCCAACCACGCCGACAGUCGAGGGCACAUUGACCACUCCACAAAAAUCAUGCAUGUUAUUACUUGGAACCGCUCCUUCAAGAACCUACCUAACCAAGAUGAUUUAGGUGGUAAUUUUGAAAUUGAUGAAAGGUUUGAAACUCAUGCCACAGUACUUGAUAGGAUGCUUGCAUGGGAGAAGAAAUUGUAUGAUGAAGUUAAGGCAGGGGAACAUAUGAAAAUUGAUUAUCAGAAGAAGGUAGCCCUACUUCAAAAACAAAAGAAACGUGGUGUGAAACUUGAAACCCUUGAGAAGACUAAGGCUGCUGUUAGCCACUUGCACACAAGGUACAUAGUGGAUAUGCAAUCCAUGGAUUCAACAGUCUCAGAAAUAAAUCGCCUACGUGAUAAACAGUUAUACCCGAAGUUGGUGGACCUUGUUGAUGGGAUGGCAAAAAUGUGGAGUUCUAUGCAUCAACAUCAUAAGUGGCAGCUGGUUAUCUUAUCAGGAAUAAGAAAUUUUGAGGUUCCACCCGUUCCACGAGAGACAACUGAUCAGCAUCACAAGCAGACUAGUGACCUACGUGACAUUGUUAGGGAGUGGCACAUGCAGUUUGAGAAACUCAUGGACUAUCAGAAAGGAUACAUUAGAGCACUGAAUGCAUGGCUCAAGCUUAACCUCAUCCCAAUCGAGAGCAACUUGAAGGAGAAAGUUUCCUCCCCUCCAAGGCAGGUGGAACCACCUAUAAAAGAUCUACUAUAUGCCUGGCAUGACCAGCUUGAGAGGCUUCCAAUUGAACUUGCAAAAACUGCAAUCAAAAGUUUUGCUGAAGUCAUAAGCAAUAUUGUACUGCUUCAGGAAGAGGAAAUCAAUCUAAGGAGGAGGUGCGAGGAUACUCGAAGGGAUCUUAACCGAAAGAAAGCACAAUUUGAAGAAUGGCACCAAAGGUACAUGGAGAGAAAGGCAUCCCAAGGUGAGGAUGCUAACAGUGAAGUGGCUGAAGCUGUGAACUCUGAUCCUGUCGCGGAGAGGAAAACGUCCAUCGAGGAAAUAGAGAUUAGGCUGAGGGAAGAGAUGGGGCAUCACAGUAGGAUUGCCAGUCAGGUUAGGGAGAAAUCACUCGCGAACCUUAGGAUGCACCUGCCAGAGCUCUUCAGAAACAUGACUGAUUUUUCUGGCUUCUGUCAUGAAAUGUACAGCAAUUUGAGAAAAUCUGCUGUACUGCCCAAAGAUGAAGUACAAGGCUGAUGGCUGAUGCUGUUCUCUGAACCUCAGUUAUGUUGAUACUCGAGUUCAUCGGCCGCAGGGGAAAAAAUUGGUUGUAGCUAUUCUGUGAUAUCGUUUUGAUGUGCUGCUGUUCAAAAGAGCAAUUGCCCCUUUUCUUUACCUUUUUGAAGUGCCUUGUAGAGCUAGUAAGAUGUGAGUGAGCAUUAAUGAUUUGAUCUGCUUGUAAAUUGAGACGAGCGUUAGCAAAUCAUUUAUUUUCAUUUUCUUUGAUUGUUUUAUGCUCUUAACAAUAGGGUUGUUACGCUUUUUAGCUGAGGAACCCAUGGGGUGAUCGUCCUAAAA